UCGCCAUUCAUUCACGAUAAGUACUCUGUAGAACAUCGUGAAGCUACACGUAUCGUAGAAAAUACAAAACGAUUUUUAUACGCUCAACGUUUUCAAAUUAUUAAGUUCGUUUCAUAGAUAGAAAAUUAAUCGAUAUGUCUGCCUGCGCCAAAGUUAACGAUAAUUCCAACGGCUAUCCUUCGAAAGUUCAUAAGGAUUGCACCGAUGUCAAAGAGGAUAGUCAAACGAUCGUGCUUCGACAGCCCGAACAGCUACUCCGACAAGUGCUGGGCGACGAGUUGACCGUGCUCGAUCUUCGACAAUCGUCACUGGUGCCGACGGGUGAAAAUUAUGGCAGCUCGAUGCUCAAAAUCGACGUCGUCGUCAAAAAGAAACCGGACGCAGCCGAGGAGAGGUUGGCUCUGGUGGCCAAAAUGUCACCCACCGCGGCCGUUCUGCAAGAGUGGAUGAACGUCAAGGUAUCGAUGCCGAAGGAAAUUUAUAUCUUCAAAAAAUUGAUACCUACUUAUCGGGAGCUGCAACGAGAGGUCGGUAUCGCAGAAAAAGAUCUGAUCGACGUACUGCCGAAAUACUAUGGCGGCCGAUUUUCGCUCGAUCCGGAUGCUCGCGAAGUCGAUUUCGAUGCCGCGUUACUGAUGGAAAACCUCAAGUGCGUCGGUUACAAAAGUAUGGACAGAAAAACAGGUAUGGACUAUGAGCAUGCAAAAAAGGCCCUCUCGAAACUGGCGGAAUAUCACGCACUCGGCAUCGCUAUGAGAAUAAAAAGGCCAAAGAUCUUCAAAGAAGCUCGCAAAGUGAUUGACAUUAUUCCUUUCGACAUGAAUAUCGAAUUGUUUGCCAAUAUAGGUGAAACUAUUAUGCAAACCGUUUGCAACGAUUCUCGGAUGGCUAUUCACAAGGACCUUGUCAAAAAGCAAAUCGACGAUAAUAAAAAUUUCGAAUGCUCCUACAACAUGGAGGCUGUUGAGCCCUGGCUCACAAUACAUCACGGUGAUUUUUGGGUCAAUAAUAUAAUGUUCAAACAUGACAAGGAAGGACCAGUUGACGUUAAGUUCGUCGAUUUUCAACUCACUUACUCCUGCAGUCCCAUGAAAGAUCUUCCUUAUUUCCUCACUGCCAGUCUGUCCAUCGAGACAAUUAACAACCAUUUCGAGGAUUUAAUCGAUAUCUAUCAUGAAAAAUUCAUCGAUACAUUGAUAACGCUCAAAUGCGACACGACGCCGUUUCUGCGAGAAGAAUUCGACAAGCAGCUCCGGUACGACUCUAGCAAUCAGCUCUACAAAUGCAUGGCGGCUCUGAAGUUCUUUACCAUGGAUACAGCUGAAAAUAAUAUUGACUUGAAUGACCUGAAACAAACCGUGGUACAGUCCAAGUCAAAUACUACAUUCAUCGACCGUCUAUGUCGAAUGAUUGAAAAGUUCGUCGAAAAAGAAUGGCUGUAACGCGUUUAAAAUUUGUCAAAAAAAAAGUAAAUAGAGUGCUGAACAAUUUGUUUGUUAAUGAAAAUUUUUUAGUAGAAAUUGUUCAUUACUAUAACUAGACGUGAGUCAGGACAGAGCUUUUUAUAGAGAAAGCAAAAAAACAAUUUC
Molecule: messenger RNA, 1589 nt
Organism: Trichogramma pretiosum
Lineage: Eukaryota; Metazoa; Arthropoda; Insecta; Hymenoptera; Trichogrammatidae
Exons: 3
Coding region: 135-1442 (435 amino acids)
Source: RefSeq, a predicted model, not a curated record